CUACAACUAUUUAACAACAAUAAACCCUCUUUCUUUUUUCUCUCUAUGCAUCUUUAACUUCAAAAAGGAAACAAAAAAUCAAGAAUGAUGAUAAUCCCAUAAACCAGUAAGAGCUGAGUUGUUCCACCAUUUUUAGGAAACAAAAACCAAUCACUAAUCAUAUUUCAGACAUCAAAAAAAUUCCCAUUAUUGAGAGAAGUGAAGAUAAGUCUCUUACAUAGUAUUUUGCUCAAACAAAGAAAUAACAAAAGUCUCAUCCUCUCCCAUCAAUCUCUUCUCUUUUCUACUACUCAUAAAUAUUUCCUUUGUUUCACCAUUUUCACCUUCAAAAUAUAGAAAUUCUGUAAUAUCAAUCACUAAUCAUUACCUAAUUUGUUUUCUUUAUUUGGUUCUUUGGGUUUUUUUUUUCUAUCAAGUACUGUAGCAUCUUCAUCUUUACUGGUUUUUUGUUCAAGAAAUUAAGCUCCAUCUUUGUCUAGGUUUUCUUGGUUUUUUCUUCUAACCCUAAAAAGUAAACAAGAAACUUAUAAUUUCACUUAUAUUAACAAGAUCCGCUUUCAAGAAAUUAUUUCCAUGGAUUCAAUUCCUGAGAUGGAUUCUGAAAACACGAGCUGCUUCAGCAACAUAAGCAGCACCAGCAUCAACACUACUACUAUGUCAGCCGCAGCUAAUUCAUCAUCAUCCUCAUCAUCUUCAACCCCGAGUCGCUACGAGAAUCAAAAGCGGCGUGAUUGGAACACUUUCGGUCAGUAUCUAAAGAAUCACAGGCCUCCACUCUCUCUUUCGAGGUGUAGCGGUGCUCAUGUUCUUGAAUUCCUCCGCUAUCUCGAUCAAUUUGGAAAAACUAAAGUGCACACACCAAUUUGCCCUUUUUUCGGCCAUCCGAAUCCACCAGCACCGUGCCCUUGUCCUCUUCGACAAGCUUGGGGCAGCCUCGACGCGCUCAUCGGACGCCUCCGAGCUGCUUUCGAGGAAAACGGAGGCAAACCCGAAGCAAAUCCGUUCGGUGCUCGAGCAGUUCGGCUUUAUCUUCGGGAGGUUCGUGAUUUGCAGUCGAAAGCCAGAGGUAUUAGCUACGAGAAAAAGAAGAGAAAGCGUCCGCCACAGCAGCAAAUUCAGUCACUUCCUCCACAACCAGGUGCAACCUAAAAUAAACUGUGCGGCUGUUUAUCAUCAAGAAUCAAGAUCAAGUACGGGAGAUAGGUUUUCUUGAGAGAUUUAUAAGGGUACUUUUCUUUAACUUAUUUUUUGUUCGUUUUAGUAUGAAUUAUGGUAUUUUUAGUAGUAUAAUUUUAGGGUUUUGUAUUAUGUGUUGCCUUCAAUGGAAGUGAAUGAGUAGAUCUGGUCUCUGGGUAUACGUUUGAAUUUGGUUUUGAUGCAAACAGUGACAGUUGUAGCAGUAGUUGCAGUAACAGUAUUACUAGUAGUGGAAUUAAUGGUAGUAAUAGAAGGUGGGGACGAUGAAGUGAUUGUACUUGCAGUUUUCUAUGUUGGAAUUAAAAGAGCAUCUAAUUUGCUCAUAGACUUUUUUAUGAACUCUACUUUAAUAUCUA
Molecule: messenger RNA, 1553 nt
Organism: Mercurialis annua (annual mercury)
Lineage: Eukaryota; Viridiplantae; Streptophyta; Magnoliopsida; Malpighiales; Euphorbiaceae
Product: protein LIGHT-DEPENDENT SHORT HYPOCOTYLS 4-like
Exons: 1
Coding region: 574-1149 (191 amino acids)
Biological process (GO): mRNA transcription; response to light stimulus
Cellular component (GO): nucleus
Source: RefSeq, a predicted model, not a curated record